Molecule: messenger RNA, 291 nt
Organism: Podospora bellae-mahoneyi
Lineage: Eukaryota; Fungi; Ascomycota; Sordariomycetes; Sordariales; Podosporaceae
Exons: 3
Coding region: 1-291 (96 amino acids)
Source: RefSeq, a predicted model, not a curated record
AUGUCGGUGAUACCGGGCGGCCUUCGAAAACUGUGCUUGUUGGGCAUGGUUUUGGAAGUGCGAUCUCAUCCGAGGUCUUACAACGCGACUCAUCUGAACGGGCUGGAGUUCCUUGAGGCGGCUGGCGUCCGGAUCGCUGCCCACCAGAAACCGGAUAAAUGGAGGCAACUCGAUACGAGGGCAUUCAAGGCCAUCAGCUUGCCCCGAACGGGGCAUGGCAUCAACUUCCACACGACUGCUGCCAAGUCAUUUGAGAAGAUGACCAGCUUUCUGGCAUCCAGUGGUCUUUGA